Psilocybe cubensis is the source of this 1782-nucleotide messenger RNA. RefSeq lists its product as uncharacterized. The record is from RefSeq and is a predicted model, not a curated record. NCBI's taxonomy places the organism in Eukaryota, Fungi, Basidiomycota, Agaricomycetes, Agaricales, Agrocybaceae. Gene Ontology annotation, molecular function: flavin adenine dinucleotide binding; oxidoreductase activity, acting on CH-OH group of donors. The coding region runs from base 1 to 1782 and encodes 593 amino acids. The transcript has 11 exons.
AUGAAGACACCGAACGCCCUUGCGUUUGCUCUCGGUACUUUGUCACUUGCGAGCUGCACAACCGCCGCUGUAUUUGAACAUGUGGGGAAGCUGCCGUCGACGUCGUACGAUUUUAUUAUUGCUGGAGGAGGGACCGCUGGGGCAGUAGUAGCCAACCGACUCUCUGAAAACCCCAGAUUCCGCGUGCUAUUGAUCGAAGCUGGGCCAUCUCAUGUGGGAGCGGUGAACACGAUGAUUCCGGGUAUCUUCUUCAGCCUUCAGAAAACGCUUUACGACUGGAAUUACACAACCGUCCCGGGAGAGGGGAUCAAUAAUAGGAGCCUUGACUAUCCACGAGGCAAUAUCCUCGGAGGGAGCAGUUCCAUCAAUGGAAUGGUGUACACGCGCGGCUCGAGGGACGACUACGACCGCUGGUCAAAAGUCACCGCCGAUCCCGGGUGGUCAUGGAACAACCUCUUGCCGUACAUACUCAAAAACGAGCGUUUCACAGCCAGACCGCAUCAUGUAGCCAACGUAGACUUUGACCCAGCUGCGCACGGCAUGACCGGCCCCCUCGACACCACCCUCCCUCCGCCUGCAUGGCGCCCAGUCGACGAGCGUAUGCUAGCCGUCCCAUCAGAGAUGCCAGAGGAGUUUCCAUUUUUGAAGGAUUUGAAUGCGGGAAGGCCGAUUGGAUUGGGAUGGAGCCAAGCAACGAUCGUGAACGGCACGCGAGCCAGCUCGGCAACGGCAUAUCUCGCGGACAAGUACAUUGCGCGGCGCAAUCUAGAUGUGCUAGUGAACACCAAGGUUACACGCGUGCGCAAGUCGUCAGCAUGGCCAGAUAGCGCUCUGGUGUUCGAUACUGUCGAGAUCGCCGGCGUCAAUACGACACUGAAAGCUUCCAAAGAAAUCAUCCUUUCCGCAGGUGCGAUCAAUAGCCCACACAUCCUCCUUGCCUCAGGCAUCGGCGACAGGGCGGCGCUCACGCGCGCUGGGGUGAAGAGUGUGUUGCACCUGCCUGACGUUGGAAAGAAUUUGACGGAUCAGCCGACGGUUGGAGCGGUAUUUUCAGUAAACCAUACUGAUGUUUGGGAUACGAUCAACACGAACGCGACUCUUCAAGCACUGGCUUUUGCUGAGUGGAAUAGCACCAGGACAGGCCCGUACGCGUCUCCCUUUGCCAACUUCCUCACAUGGGCGCGACUUCCCGCCGACCUGCCCGCUCUCAGGCGGUAUGGUGACCCGUCCGCGGGCCAAAACACACCACAUAUUGAGCUGCUUCCCAGAUCCGCGUCGUCGCAACCAGGGCAAGCAGGAUUGACUGGUGCUCAGGCGGUGAUAUUGCUUACACCCAGCUCCCGUGGAUCAGUAGCCCUGGACCCUGCCAACCCACUAGGACCGCCUAAAAUUGAUGUCGGGUUCCUCACGCACCCCUUCGACACUCAAGCUCUCGUCUCCGGGCUUAAGAUCGCAUUGCGCCUGCACAGCGGUGCCCCACGCGCAUGGGCGGGGUACAUCAUUUCCCAGGUCGCGCCUCCUCCCGGAGCUAGCGACGCUGAGCUUGAGGCAUAUGUGCGAAGCACAGCAGGCACGACCUACCAUCCUGUCGGGACGGCAGCGAUGACGCGCAAAGGCUCAGGGUGGGGUGUAGUGGAUCCGGAUUUGAGGGUGAAGGGUGCGAAAGGGAUCAGGAUUGUCGAUGCAUCUGUUAUGCCAUUUGUAACGGCCGCACAUACGCAGGCGGCGGUCUAUGCUAUCGCAGAGAGGGCAGCGGAUCUGAUCAAGAGUUCAUGGAAGUGA